AUGGACGCAAGACCUCUUCCGCCAGGCUGGAUUUCAGAGUAUGAUACGGCAAGUGGAAAGUACUUUUUUGUAGACACAACCAAACAACCACCAUUCACUACGUGGGAUGACCCAAGAAACAAUAACUAUCCAUCACAAACUUCAUUACCAUCACCUUAUCCAACGUUCCCAGACGGUGCAACAUCAUCACCGAUGCCAGGUCAAUCUUUUCCUGACGCUCGAGGAGGUGGAGGAGGAUAUCCACAGCAAGAUUAUCCGCCUCAAGGGCAAUUUAGCAGUAAUGGUGAAAAAGGAAUGCUUGGUAAAAUAGCAAAAUUAGGUGCUGGAGGUGCGCUCGGUGCUGCAGCUUUGAGUGCAUUGUCAGGUGGUAAACCUGGUAAACCUCAUAAACCUAAUAAACCUCAUAAGAAACCUGGAUUAGGGGGUCUUGCCGCUGGAGGAUUGGGCGGAGCCGCGGCUGGGCUAUUACUUGGCUCUGCUUUGAAGGGACACGGACACGGAUUCGGCGGAUUCGGCGACUAUGGGAGUGGGUCCGAUUCUGAUUAA
Ambispora gerdemannii is the source of this 546-nucleotide messenger RNA. Lineage: Eukaryota; Fungi; Glomeromycota; Glomeromycetes; Archaeosporales; Ambisporaceae. The record is from the annotation of a GenBank genome assembly.